GUUAUGCCAUUGGAGAAUGCAACGAACCAUUUAAGAACAGUUUGUUUUUUUAAACCUUUUUGGAACAUUUUUGGAAACAUUGGGUAGCGUUUGGAAGUAGACGCGACCCGUCAAAAUUCAAAAUUUCGCUGUGUUGCCUGCAUUGAAGGACCCGCCAAUAUGAUGUCCAAAUUGGGUGCUAUCCUGGCCCGAAGGAUAGUUCGACCCAGCGACAAACGCCAUCUACUUAACCGGUCCCUUCUGUUUGCCCAGAAGCUGAGCAGGGUCAAAGUUCGCGGAGAGCACUGCUGCGGGGGAAUGAAGGUGGUGCCCUCCCGCGAAGAGCACCUGAACGCCCUGAAGGGUGAGGAGUUCGAUGUGCUGGUCAUCGGCGGAGGUGCAGUGGGUUGUGGUUGCGCCGUGGACGCGGCCUGUCGGGGUCUCAAAACCGCCCUCAUCGAGGCAGAUGAUUUUGCUAGUGGAUCCAGUUCGCGAUCUAGUAAACUAAUUGACGGCAGUGGAUCCUACCUGGGCACCGCCCUCCGGGAAAAGGACAUCGAGCAGCUGUACAUCAUGCUUCAGAUGAUGAGCGAGCGAGUGACCAUGCUGAAGAACGCUCCGCACCUGAACCGCAUCCAGCCGAUGAUCAUACCCAUAUACAGUGUGCUGCAGAUGCCCUGCACCUGGCUGGGAUUAAAGGUCUACGACUUUAUAUCUGCAGCUUCGAAUGUGCGUGGAUCGCACUUGCUCUCAAAGGAGGCCACUCUCUAUGAGUUUCCGCUUCUGAAGACCAAGGGCCUCCGCGGUGGAGUAGUCUACUACGAUGGCCAGGUGGACGAUGCCCGGAUGUGCAUCGCCUUGGUAAUGACCGCCGUCGCCCUGGGCGCCAAUGUGGGUAACCACAUGGAGGUGGUGGAGCUCAUGCCCCUGGAGGGUUGCUGCCGAGUGGUGGGCGUCAGGGACAAGAUCUCCGGCGAGCAGUUCUACAUCCAGGCCAAGUCGGUGAUCAAUGCCACGGGCACCAGCACGGAUGCCAUCCGGCAGAUGGACAAGGAGGGUACUGCUCCCAUCCUGGUGCCCACUGUGGGAACCCAUGUCUCGCUGCCCCGGUAUUUUGGCUCAGGGCACUACGGCCUGCUGAGUCCGGCGCACAAAAAAGAUGAUCUCACCAUCUUUAUGGUGCCGUUCGAGAAUCACACGGUUCUGGGCAUUCGCGAGACGGAGCUGGACGAAGUGCCCGGCCGUGGGAGUCCCACUCCCGAUCCAGAUGACGUGGACUGCCUCCUGGAAGCGGCCAAGGCCAAGAUGGAACCCUGCGUGGAGCUGGGACGCUGCCACGUCCUAAGCGCCUGGACGGGAGUAAAGCCCAAUGUGAGCUGUCCCACCGGCAAGUCGGAGGAGGAAGAGGAAAAGCGGGGCUCCCCGAUCAGCAGCUAUGUGAUUGAGGUCAGUGGCGAUGGACUCAUCACUUUGGCUGGUGGACGUUGGAGUAGCUAUCGGGUGAUGGCCGCCGAUGCCGUCGAUGUGGCGAUCAAGUCUUGUGGACUGUGCGACGACCAUGUGACCUCCAGUUGGACGCAGGACCUCAAGCUGGACGGCGCCGAAUCCUGGUGCUGCAUGCUGCCGCUGGAGUUUGUGCAAGACUACGAUGUGCCCAUGGAUGUGGCGCAGCACAUAUCCGAUUCCUAUGGCUGGAAUGGACAUGCCCUGUUCUCGGAUGCUCCUGAUCUGAGGAAACGCCUGCAUCCCAACUUCCCGUACAUCGAGGCAGAGGUCCAGUAUGCGGUGCGGAAUGAGUACGCCUGCACUUUGGUGGAUAUAAUCGCAAGGCGCCUCCGCAUCGCCUUUGUGGACGCGGCUGCCUCGCUGCACAUGCUACCCAAGAUCCUCAAGAUCAUGGCCGAAGAGAAGGGUUGGGAGGAGGAUCAGCAGCAGAAGCAGAUGCUGGCAGCCCAGGAGUUCCUGGUGCGCCAAAUGGGACUCGGUACGAUUGUCCGACCCAGGGGCACGAGCAAGAGUCAGCCCAAGAAGAAGGCCUCCUCGGAGGGAUGUUGCUGCCGAGCAGCUGCUCGCAAGGAGGCCAGGAGCUACUCCAGAGCUCACCCACAGGUGGUAGUUGCCAGCAAGGAUGAAAGCCUCGAACCUUUACCCAUUCAGAGAUACAAAAAAUAUUACUUCCAACCCUUGGCCACACAUAGAUCCAGCAAGAACAACAUGCAACCCUUGGCCACCCAAAGAUCCAGCAAAAAUGUCCGUAGAACUACAGAUUUCUUGCCAUUCACCUCGGGCAUUACCCACAAGGCUGUGAUGGACAAUGAUCAAUCUAGAUCCAUUGCCACUGGCGGCUGGUCGUUUGGCAAGAGGGAACUUAUCAUCAACGCUUGGCGCAACAAGUUCAUGUGCUGACAUAUUUUUAGAUAUUGAAAAAGUUUGAUGAGCUCGGAUGAUUUUUAAAAAUUUUGGGUUUAACACAUUUCGUUCUGUGCGGGUCUUUCUUAGCCUUAAAAUAAAAUCGGCGCACUCCA
Drosophila suzukii is the source of this 2504-nucleotide messenger RNA. It is a transcript of the gene Gpo3, whose product is annotated as Glycerophosphate oxidase 3. NCBI's taxonomy places the organism in Eukaryota, Metazoa, Arthropoda, Insecta, Diptera, Drosophilidae. Gene Ontology annotation, biological process: glycerol-3-phosphate metabolic process. Gene Ontology annotation, molecular function: glycerol-3-phosphate dehydrogenase (quinone) activity. The record is from RefSeq and is a predicted model, not a curated record. Gene Ontology annotation, cellular component: glycerol-3-phosphate dehydrogenase (FAD) complex; mitochondrion.